UACCCUACCCUGCGUGGCAAGGUCAGCCCAGCUCUCCUGUGGCCACGUGGCCUGGGCCACAGGCAGGGGAGGGGGGCGAAGGUGGCUGCUGCCACUGCCCCCGGCUCCCUGAGGAGGGAGGCACUCCAGCCGGGUCCUCCAGCCAGGCCGCCCCCCACGAGGCCAGGGCCACCCUUGUUGCAGUGGGCGGCAGGAGCAACAGAGGCCUCUCGGCCCCAAGCGCCCUGAAUGCCCUGAGCGUCCUGCUGGAAUUCGGCGGGGCCACCACCCAGGGAAGGGCGCCAUUUCCCAGAGGGGUGGCCUGCCCGCUCCGUCCUCCCCUGACAGCUGCCUGAGCCCUCCACCCAGAGCCAGCUGCCUCCGGGCCGGGUGCGGGGAAGAUGUCCCAGCCCACCGCCGCCGCCGAUGAGGGGGCCACGUUCGAGCACCUGUGGAGAUCCCUGGAACCAGACAGCACCUACUUUGACCUUCCCCAGCCAAGCCAGGGAAAUAACGCGGUGGUGAGCGGCUCAGGGGCCAGCAUGGAUGUCUUGCACUUGCAGGGCAUGACCACGCCCGUCAUGCCCCAGUUCAAUCUGCUGAACAGCACCAUGGACCAGAUGAGCAGCCGAGCGGCCUCGGCCAGCCCCUACACCCCGGAGCACGCCGCCAGCGUGCCCACCCACUCGCCCUACGCGCAGCCCAGCUCCACCUUCGACACCAUGUCGCCCGCACCGGCCAUCCCCUCCAACGCCGACUACCCCGGCCCCCACCACUUCGACGUUACCUUCCAGCAGUCGAGCACGGCCAAGUCGGCCACCUGGACGUACUCCCCGCUGCUAAAGAAGCUUUACUGCCAAAUCGCCAAGACGUGCCCCAUCCAGGUCAAGGUGUCCACCCCGCCGCCCCCGGGCACCGUCGUCCGGGCCAUGCCCGUCUACAAGAAGGCAGAGCAUGUGACUGAAGUGGUGAAGCGCUGCCCCAACCAUGAGCUCGGGCGAGACUUCAACGAAGGACAGUCUGCUCCGGCCAGCCACCUCAUCCGCGUGGAGGGCAACAAUCUCUCACAGUACGUGGACGACCCUGUCACAGGCAGGCAGAGUGUCAUGGUUCCCUACGAGCCCCCGCAGGUGGGGACAGAAUUUACCACCAUCCUGUACAACUUCAUGUGCAACAGCAGUUGUGUGGGGGGCAUGAACCGGAGGCCCAUCCUCAUCAUCAUCACUCUGGAGACCCGGGACGGACAGGUGCUGGGCCGCAGGUCCUUCGAGGGCCGCAUCUGCGCCUGUCCCGGCCGAGACCGCAAGGCUGACGAGGACCACUACCGCGAGCAGCAGGCCCUGAGCGAGAGUGCGGCCAAGAACGGGGCCGGCAGCAAGCGCGCCUUCAAACAGAGCCCCCCGGCCGUCCCCGCCCUGGGCACCAACGUGAAGAAGAGGAGACACGGGGACGAGGAUGUGUACUACAUGCACGUGCGGGGCCGAGAGAACUUUGAGAUCCUGAUGAAGGUCAAGGAGAGCCUGGAGCUGAUGGAACUGGUGCCACAGCAGCUGGUGGACGCCUACCGGCAGCAGCAGCAGCAGCUUCAGAGGCCGAGCCACCUGCAGCCGGCGUCCUACGGGCCCGUCCUCUCGCCCAUGAACAAAGCGCACGGGGGUGUCAACAAACUGCCGUCUGUCAACCAGCUGGUGGGCCAGCCUCCCCCGCACGGCUCGGCGGCCGGGCCCAACCUGGGGCCCGUGGGCCCCGGGAUCCUCAACAACCACAGCCACACCCUGCCAGCCAACGGCGAGAUGAACAGCAGCCACGGCGCCCAGUCCAUGGUCUCGGGGUCCCACUGCACCCCACCCCCCUACCACGCCGACCCCAGCCUGGUCAGUUUUUUAACAGGAUUGGGGUGUCCAAACUGCAUCGAGUAUUUCACCUCCCAAGGCUUACAGAACAUUUACCACCUGCAGAAUCUGACCAUAGAGGACCUCGGGGCCCUGAAGAUCCCGGACCAGUACCGGAUGACCAUCUGGAGGGGCCUGCAGGACCUGAAGCAGAGCCACGACUACGGCGCCCAGCAGCUGAUCCGCUCCAGCAGCAACGCGUCCGCCAUCGCCGUGGGCAGCUCCGGGGAGCUGCAGCGGCAGCGGGUCAUGGAGGCCGUGCACUUCCGCGUGCGCCACACCAUCACCAUCCCCAACCGCGGGGGCCCGGGGCCCGACGAGUGGGCGGACUUCGGCUUCGACCUCCCGGACUGCAAGUCCCGGAAACAGUCCAUCAAAGAGGAGUUCACGGAGAGCGAGAUCAACUGAGGGGCCGGGAGGGCGCGGCGGGGUCCCCGGGCAGCCUCGCGGGGUCUCCUCUUCCUCGUUUUCACAAACUGCCUCUGGAGGCAGGACCAGCAGGCUGUGCCGGGGGAGGGGCGAGGUCCACCCCGCGGCUCCCGGACAGAGGCUGGCGCGUCUGGACGCGAUCUGGGCGGGGGAGGGUCGGCCCCCGGAGCCAGCGCCUUCCCCAUCUGCCCCGUCCGUGCGUCCUCCUCCGGGCUCUGCGGCUCCCAAGCGAGAUGCUCCGAGGACACAAGGAUCGCCUCCGCUGACGGACUGCCAAAAAGUAUUUUUCGAUGUCUUUUGUUUCCUGGCAACGAGCGGCCCCGUGAUUGUGACCUAAAACACGUUUAUUUUGGGGUCAGCGCUCCAGACCCUGUCUCUGCCGAGGCGGGGUCCCUCUGCUGGACUUGAGGGUCCGUCUACCCCUCACACUUCAAACCCACUGCUACCUUCCACUUCCCGCCCCAAAACGAGAACCAGAAUUUCCCCAGACUUGGGGCCGACUGGGGAGGAGGGCGUCUCUCCUUGGAGGCAAGGAAACUUCUGGUCAGUUGCCACCAGCCAACACCCGAGCCAACACCACCGGCCACGGCCAGAGCUCUCCAGUGAGCUUCUCCGCACAGACACGGACAGCAUGCUCCUUAGACUACUGGAAAUUGUCAAUAUUUGAUAAAAACAUACCCUUUGUACUUGG
Molecule: messenger RNA, 2991 nt
Organism: Prionailurus viverrinus (fishing cat)
Lineage: Eukaryota; Metazoa; Chordata; Mammalia; Carnivora; Felidae
Gene: TP73
Product: tumor protein p73
Exons: 14
Coding region: 381-2279 (632 amino acids)
Biological process (GO): protein tetramerization; regulation of transcription by RNA polymerase II; apoptotic process
Cellular component (GO): nucleus
Molecular function (GO): protein binding; DNA-binding transcription factor activity, RNA polymerase II-specific; RNA polymerase II cis-regulatory region sequence-specific DNA binding
Source: RefSeq, a predicted model, not a curated record